AUGGCAAAGGGUUCCUGCAGAGGCCUGAAAAUAUGCUGUGGUGUGACAGCAAUUUUCCUGAUAAUUUUUGCUGUUAUUUUCACAUCUUUAGCACUUACCAUAUUCAAGCCUAAAGACCCUAAAAUCAUCGCUCACUCUUUUGGUUUAAACAACUUCGAAUCAGGAAAUUUUACAGCAAAUGUCACGUUGAGUUUGGUUAUUACUAUUGAAAACCCUAAUUAUGGGAGCUUCAUGUUCAGGAACUCUACUGGGUACGUCAAUUAUCAUGAAGAUCUUGUCGCCGAAAUUCCCAUUGAUGGAUGCUUUGUUCCUUCUCAUUCCACGGUUAAUAUCCCAACUUCCGGUGCGCUAAUGGAAGAUAAGCUGCUGGAAAAUCCAUAUUUGCUGCCGGAUAUUAUGGCUGGGAGCUUGAACUUUACAUCGUCAGCAGUUAUAUAUGGGAAAGUGAGUGUGUUGAAGAUCUUGAAAUUGCAUGCUACUGCUUAUAUUUCAUGUGAUAUCUCUAUAUUUGUUCCAAGUCAGGAUAUUGAGUCUACUUGUAAUUCUAAAUUCAAGCUUUAA
Molecule: messenger RNA, 561 nt
Organism: Manihot esculenta (cassava)
Lineage: Eukaryota; Viridiplantae; Streptophyta; Magnoliopsida; Malpighiales; Euphorbiaceae
Exons: 1
Coding region: 1-561 (186 amino acids)
Source: RefSeq, a predicted model, not a curated record